AUGCUCUUCCCAUCUCUUCGAAAUGUCGGUCUUUUCGUCGUUGGGACCUUCCUCGCUGUCAACCCUUCACUCGGUGUUUACGACAUUUCGGCACCUAAGGAGCCGCUUGGCCCGCUCAAGGUGACCCUCGACUAUGGCCUUGCAACAACCUGGCCCACGCGGCAGGACCUCCAAAAUACCAAUAUCAGGCGCAAUUGGCAAUGGAGCACCCACAUUGUAUUCGCGAGUCCUGUCGGGGAUUCUGAUGCGAGCCAGCCGGCGAUCUCAGACGGGCAGCUCUGGCAGAUCGCGCAAGAUGCCAUCGAGGAAAUGAGUCGCGACCGAAUUCAAUAUGGCAUGGUCCCAAGGGCCGAGCCUAAUGCCAUGGGAAUUCUGGCAUGGGGUAACGAAAUAAUCCUUGCCUCCUCGAUGAAAGGAGCAGGCUCUUUCUCCUAUGACUUUCGUAGCGGCGAAACUCCGGUCGGCGAAAGUCUUCAGCGUUGCCAAAUAGUCUGGAGAGAUAUCAGCUCAUCUGACAAAGAUCAGACGCUUACGCACAAGAACAAGGGCAAUUGCGCAGAGCCUAUGGCUGCCCAUCUAUAUUAUAAAAAUAACGGCAAGAACCUGCAAGAUCAAAAAGCCAGAAUUGCCACUUGGGUCAAAGUGCGUACUUGGGCUAAGACAGAUCCAUGUGGAACUGGCGAGGAGGACUUUUGGGGAUGCAAUCUUUUCACUAGCGACCAGGGGCUUAAAGUCUUAAGUACCGACACGCCUUCUGAGCCCUACACUCUGGCAAACCUUGCAGGAGGCCCGAUCCGUCAGGAGCAGAUUCAGUUAUGCGGGGGUCCGCCUAGAGUGUUCGUUGGCUAG
Penicillium brasilianum is the source of this 849-nucleotide messenger RNA. The record is from the annotation of a GenBank genome assembly. NCBI's taxonomy places the organism in Eukaryota, Fungi, Ascomycota, Eurotiomycetes, Eurotiales, Aspergillaceae.